AGGGCGAGCCUGUGUAGUCAGGUGUCUGCAGUAUUAGUGGGUGCAAUCUUAAGUUUUCCAGCGCCCGAAAUUCAAACGUAACGGAAACGGUUUCGGAAUCUUCAUGCGUUCUUUGCCGUUUCUGUCCCAAACACGUAGUAGAAUCCUCAGUUAUUAACUCUCGGUAGACACUCAAAGUUAUAUAAAAUGCCCCGGUUCACAUUUUUGGUGAUUGGUGUAACCGCGCUGGUGUGUAUGUCUCAGCUGACGAAAAGCGCCCCGUCAAACGAUUUCAAGUGCUACUCGUGUUUUCCGGAGUUACGACUUAAUCAGUGCAACGAACCACAAGAUAGCCAGCUGGUUUCCUGUCCAGCCGGUGUUUGUUGGAUGACGAUGAAAGAAAAUUCGAUAAAAGUGCGCAUCGUGGUUUCGCGGGGUUGCGGCAAAGCCAUGGAAGCGCCAGGACUUUCGGUGGAUGAUUGCAAAAAGACCAGGGACAGAAGCAGCGGUCAAACUGAGCAAAUAUGCAACUGCAAUGCACCACGCUGCAACAGGAAUAAUUGUCGCACAAAGUCUAAAUGCUUUCUUUAAUUCGAUCAGAUUUUAUUUGUGAGAUUUCGCAAAUCCGUUACAGUACAAGACAUCCACUUUGCAACAGUUUAGCGAGGUUUAGCGUAAGGUUUCUGAAGCUUCCAAGUGUCAGCUGCUUGUGUUUAUCUAGAAAUAACGGUAAUACGUAGUCGUAUAUUAAGUCAUUUUCUUUCAGCCGGUAGACGGUAUCGGUCGCAAAUGAUAAAUCAGAUAUUCCAUUUCGUA
This is a messenger RNA of Paramacrobiotus metropolitanus, 795 nucleotides long. RefSeq lists its product as uncharacterized. NCBI's taxonomy places the organism in Eukaryota, Metazoa, Tardigrada, Eutardigrada, Parachela, Macrobiotidae. The transcript has 3 exons. The coding region runs from base 187 to 570 and encodes 127 amino acids. The record is from RefSeq and is a predicted model, not a curated record.